UUACAAAGUGAAAUGACAAUAAUUGUCAAUUGAUAGUAAUCAUAAUAUUACCUAUGCUAGUUUCAUAAUGAAUGUUGUACAAUUUACUAUCGUAUUUUUUAUUUCGUUUACACCUUCAAUACGCUCUCAAUUUUACCAGUUAAAGUAUGGACCAUAUCAGGAACACGGGAUUCCAUUUAGGGAAAACAAUUUUGUAGGUAAUAGGCCUAUAUCGCGUGAGUAUGAUUUUAUUGUGAUUGGAGCUGGUGCUGGAGGCUGUGUGGUGGCAAAUCGUUUAUCUGAACAAUCAAAUUGGUCAGUGCUAUUAUUGGAAGCAGGACAAGACGAGACUUUAUACACAGAUAUACCAGGAGCAGCAAACUUACUGCAAAAUACAAGUUAUAAUUGGGGCUAUACCGCUGAACCAGUUAAAAACGGCUGUUUAGGUUUUAAGAAUAAGCGAUGUCCUUGGCCAAAAGGAAAAGGCAUGGGCGGAUCGUCUGUCAUAAACGCUUUGCUCUACACAAGGGGAACAAAGGAAGAUUAUGAUACGAUUGCGGCACUAGGAAAUCCUGGUUGGGCUUACAAAGAUGUAUUACCCUAUUUUUUAAAAUCUGAAAACAAUUCUAUACCAGAAUAUCAAAACUCAUCUUUCCAUUCACAAAACGGAAUUUUACAUGUUGAACGAGUACGUUAUCUUUCACCACUUGUUGACAUGUUUAUCGAAGCCGGAGUUGAAUUGGGAUUACAAAAAGAUAUUGAUUAUACAAUUAAUCAAGAACAUGGUGUAUCACGUUCUCAAGUCACAACAAUAAAUGGACGCCGAGUAAGUGCAUCAAAAGCAUUUAUACACCCGGCUAAAGAUCGUCAAAACUUACAUAUAGCAAUAUUAAGCCAAGUAACAAAAAUACUUAUUGAUCCAAAAACUAAAAAAGCAAUCGGGGUGGAGUUUAUUAAAAAGGGAAAAGUCAGAACAGUAUAUUCUAAAAAAGAAGUAAUUUUAUCAGCUGGACCCAUCAAUUCACCGCAGUUACUAAUGUUAUCAGGGAUCGGACCAAAAGAGCACUUAAGGCAUCACGGUAUAUCAGUUAUUCAAGAUUUACCAGUAGGACAACAUUUACAUGAACACUAUGGUUUAAUCGGUUUGGAAUUCAUAGUAAAUCGAACGGGUCCGGUUCUGACUGAACAAAGUGUAUCAGAUCCUUAUUUAUUUGAUGAAUGGUUCAAGUAUGGCCGAGGACCACUCACUGUUCCACUAGGACGAGAAGGUGUAGCAUACAUAAGAUCACCAGCAGGAAAAGAACAUGAACUAGUAUUAACACCAAUAACGGAUAAACCAAAUGUUUUCUACAUUAAUACAUUUUUGUUACAACCUGUCGCUCGGGGAAGCGUGACUCUAAAAAACAAUAACCCAAUUCACCCACCUAUUAUGUCCUUUGAUUAUUACAACAACAGUACUGACCUUGAAGAAAAUAUAUUUGCCGUUAAAUAUGCAGUGAAAUUUGUAGAAGAAACACGGGCAUUUCAGAGUGUAGCGGCUAAAUUGAACCCAGUACCAUACCCAAAAUGUGAACAUUUGCCAUUUAAAUCUGACAAUUAUUGGGCUUGCGUACUAAUACACGUGACGAGUACUUCAAAUCACCACUGCGGUACGUGUAGAAUGGGAGAUGUCGUUAACGAAAACUUACAAGUAAUUGGAAUCGAUGGAUUGAGAGUUGUGGAUUCAUCUGUAUUUCCACACAUUCCAAGUACACAUACUUAUGCUCCAACAUUAAUGGUUGGUGAAAAGGGAGCAGAUAUGAUUCGAAGUUAUUGGUCAAAAUAAUAUGAGUGAAUUAUUAAUUAAAUUAAUGUGAAAUUAAGGGUUUUGAAACUAAUGACUUUAUAAUUAUUAUAGUAAAAUAAACAUUGCUUUAUUGCAAACGCAUAAUAAAUCAGUUUUUUAUCUAAGAGGACGUUAUAUUUUAUACCCUCAUGUGUUGUCUCUGUCCUACUAACUUACAUCA
Molecule: messenger RNA, 1985 nt
Organism: Rhopalosiphum maidis (corn leaf aphid)
Lineage: Eukaryota; Metazoa; Arthropoda; Insecta; Hemiptera; Aphididae
Product: glucose dehydrogenase [FAD, quinone]-like
Exons: 3
Coding region: 68-1804 (578 amino acids)
Molecular function (GO): oxidoreductase activity, acting on CH-OH group of donors; flavin adenine dinucleotide binding
Source: RefSeq, a predicted model, not a curated record